GUCCCCGCAAGCCAUGCCCUUGGAUCUAAAACUUCAUUGAGCCCUUCUUUCAUCUAUUAGACAAAUCUUCUUUCAUCUUCCCCAUUCUUGCGGCUCACCACUUCAAAAUCUACUCUUGUGGCUCUCGGAAUGCCAUGACUAUAAUAGACUCCGACAAGACUCUUAUUUGCCUCCGCAACGCCUGCAAUUUCGUCGGCAACCUCGUCAGGUUAAAAGGGCAGUUUCUUUUCGUCAACACCAACACCCUUUUCGACGAAAUCAUCGAGGAAAUGACGAAAGCUAUUGGGAUUAAGAAUGACAAGUCGUGGCGUCUUGAAGGCUUUUUAACAAACAGUUCGAGUCCCAAAAAGUUUCGCGGCCGGAAUAAGAAGUUGAACUUGGGAGCCAUUCACGCUCCUGAUUGUGUGGUGAUUUUCGAUACGGAGAGGAAGUCUUCGGUUAUUUUGGAGGCUGAAUGGUUGCAAGUUCCGAUUGUGGGGCAUGUUGAUUCGAGUAUGCCGUGGGAAACUUAUAAGAAGAUUACUUAUCUGAAAAAUGAAGACUGCACAAGGGGCAGAUGAUUUAACCGCUGGGACUCGGUAUGAACUCUACUAAUUUUACUUUUUGUGUUCAUUUUUGAAGAAAGAAGAUUUCUCUCUGAAUAGAUGAAAGAGAGACUCAAUGAACUUUUAGAUCUAAGGGCACGGCUUGCGGGGACAAAACAGGUCUGUCAUAUUUUAUUGGACAUUUUUGCCCCUUAAAAAAUAUUCCUCCACUCCACAUUGCCAGUGCCACCGGAUGAGAAACCGCUAAAAAUCGGUAAAAUGACUCCGCUAGUGCGUUUUUGUGAGUUUAGUGACCUUUUAAGCCACAAAAAAAGUUUGAUGGCCAAAGGGUGCCAUUUUCAAUAGUUUAGUGACCUUUUGGGCCAUUCACUCUAUUUUUAAUCGUAUGCAUAUUAUCAUUCAAAUUUAAAAUUUGAAUUUAUAGGGGUAAAAUUGAAAAAAGAAAUACAAACAUCACAAUCAAAUCACUAUUUUUAAAAAGUUGAAUUUCCGAAACAUAACUAAAUAAUUGGAACGGAGGGAGUAGUAGGGUUGUAGCACAUGAAUGAUGAAACUGUAGUGCGAAAAUUUGGAGCAAUGCAAAAAUAACUCUCUUAGGGGGUAUGUUGGUCGUUGAAUUGUAGUAAUCAAGGAUAUAAAGCUUCUUAGAAUAUUCGAUCAAUGGAUGUUUAGCUUGGCUUUGUGCACAUGCGAUGCAUACGUAAACAGCAGUACCGUAAUCAAAUCAGGUCCGUUAAAAUGUGCUCUUUAUCUUCAUUAGGCCUAUAUUUAUAAAUAUUAGCGGGGAAUAGCACAUACUAUGUGUGUGCACAUUAAGCAAAUAUUUUUAAAGCAAGGAAAAAAAAAAGGGCAUAAUUUUUUUUUGGAGAUUAUUGAAAAUUUUUUGGUGAUUAAAACGUGAGUAUAUUAUGUUGAAUUUUGAAAGGAUACACUUCAAAUAAGAAAAAAUAAUGAUAUAAUUUUUUAACAUCAAACUCGUGAGCCAUCCAUUAUAUAUGGAGUGAUAUAUAGAAUUCAGCCUCAAACAUAAUAAGUGUACAGCGUUGAUGUCGUUUCAAGAACCGACCGACCAGAUUGUGUGAUGUGGCAGUUUUAAUUGUUUACUUCCUUUUUAAAAAAAAAAAAUUAAAGUCAUGCAUUUGUGGCCCAACGACAUGGUGGACGUCACCGGUCUUGUCUUCCCGUACUCGAUUUUGUCCGAUGAAUCGAUAUUUUAACCAUAAAAUUGUACUUACGUCUCCUGGUAACUAUUUUACCCCAAAAAGAAUGGAGUAUUACGGUAUAUGGAAACAAGACAGUAGUGAUGCAUGAUAGAUACUAUAAGAAACAGUUUCCUGGAUUAUGAUCAGCUGAUCAUAUGAUUUGUCUGUCAACCGAAAAAAUUCUUCCCAUGUCCGCACCGGAGAGUAGUUCCUGCGUACCAAACCCCGUUUAUUUUACUCCAGAGCCACACUGAACAUAAAGAUGAACAUUGAAUGUUAGGAGGAAAGAUUGUAAGUAAACCUUUAAGACCUCGACAUUUAUUUGAUAAAAAAAAAAAAAGAAAAAAAGCAAGUAGUAGAAGGACGGUUAACAUUUUGUUGAGUGAUGAAUAAAUUUGAUGGUACGGAAGAAGUAAUUCAAGAGAUAUGUCUCGAGUUUCAACACUUUCACUUAUAUUAAAAAAAGUUUUUUUUAAAAAAAAACUGAUAUUACUGACGUGUCAUAUGAGAUCUCCGACGUGGUUAAGGGACCAGUGGCACACACGUAAUCGGCGUCGGGAUGUUGUCAUAAUCCCCGUGCCAGCCCUGCGCUGCACCACGCCUCCCCUGCUUCCGAUCCACUUCUAUAGUUUUAUAUACUCCCCUGCUACCCAGUCUUCCUUUACACCAAGUCCAGUCUAAUCAACAAAAAAAAAAAAAAACUUCUCCAAUACGUAGUCCUCGUACUUCACUUACCAGAAGUAUAUUUAAAUUUUCCUUUUCCAUUUUUGUCUCCUCGGUGAAGUUUGAGUUGAUCCGACUACCCGACAAGAGAAAAAAAAUAAAUGUCGAUUGCUUUUAGGAACGUCAUUAUUGAGUCGUCAUGGUACGAGAAGAAGAUGAGGAGGCAGCACGCAGAUGGAGAUGACGAUGAUGAUAAUGGCGGCUAUGAUUAUGCCCCAGCCGCAUGCGUUGAAGGCGAUGGCGACGACGAUGACGGAGAUUAUGACUAUGCUCCGGCUGCAUCCCUGGAGGAGGAGGGUGAUGACGACGAUGACGAUGACGAUGACGGUUAUCAUUGUGCUCCAGCUGCAUGAACUUCAUUUACUUCACCCAAAAUUUCAUACUUGCACCUGGGAAUCUUUUCGCAUGUUCUUUUUUUUUUUUUUUUUUUUAUCAAAUCGAACCUUCCAAGUUACAACUCAAUUAGUAUUGAUUAAUUGUAGUAUUCCUCGUUUCUGAUAUUUUAGUCUCAGAACCCUAAUAGCGAAAUCUAUUAACUUCCUUUUGCCGGA
Messenger RNA from Coffea arabica (coffee), 3021 nucleotides. The record is from RefSeq and is a predicted model, not a curated record. NCBI's taxonomy places the organism in Eukaryota, Viridiplantae, Streptophyta, Magnoliopsida, Gentianales, Rubiaceae.